Messenger RNA from Ostertagia ostertagi, 1848 nucleotides. The record is from the annotation of a GenBank genome assembly. NCBI's taxonomy places the organism in Eukaryota, Metazoa, Nematoda, Chromadorea, Rhabditida, Trichostrongylidae.
AUGAGUGCUGCCGCCACCGAAGGACCGCCUGAGGCGAAAAAGUUUCGAAUUGAUUUGCCGACACAGGUUGUUGUUGAGCCAUCGUUGUGCUCGUCAGAAUCACCCGAUGGACCGGCUGCAGCCGAUGGACAAUCACCGGCCGGACCCAGCUCGGCUCGUUCCACCAAUGGAUCUGAGUUAAAUAAACUAUUACAGAUAUCGUCCGGGUCAUCGGUGGAAAAAGACGAUGAACCUGAACCAGGAAUGACCGGUAACAUACUGGAAAUGAUCAGCAAAAGCCUUCUUGGAAAUGCAUUUAAGUUAGAUGAGAUCUCUCGUCCGCCUCGCCUGCCAUCGGUACCAGCGUCGCCGGCUACCAGCUCCGAUUUCCUGGAUCGGUGGCCGUCGCUCAAUCACCAGCCGCGCAGCUCUUUUCAGAGGUGUAUAAUCGGUGACUGUACAUACAGCUUGAAAGGACCGCACACAAGCACGUUGGCCUGCCAUCUGAAGAAACAUUCGGCCGAAUACGCCGAAUUUCAGAAACUGAAGGUCAGUCAAACAGAUUGCCCAUUAGCAGGGCUCACAAUCAACUCGUCGGGACAGAUAAUGCAGUCGAAGAAGUGGCGACGAGAUGAACGACGUCAGCGCGAGCUCGAACAGCGGUUGGCAUUGGCGUUGACCACCUCGCAUCUCACCUCUGAAGCAUUGGCCAAUCCACUUUGGAAGGAGUUGCUUGAAGCUGCCCAGCCGAAGUUCACCCUCAACGACGAUCCGCAGUACUUUGAACAGCUGAUUUCCACCCUGCAUCUUCGCCUUUUACAAUCGAUUCGUGCUCUUUUGGCAUCAGCAGUCUGUGUAUCAGUGCUAGUGGACUGCGUCCGCCUGCCCCCAACAGCCGGCUCUGACGAACCAUUGUUCAGACUGUGCGUCUCAGCUGCAUUUCCAGCAUUUAUAAAUCAAAAAUACGAGGUGAAAGUCAUUCUGCUCGCAUUCCGCCCACUCGUUCAAGCCGAUAAUACAUCGGAAUCCGUUGCGAUGACGAUAGAUCAGGUGCUGAACGACUACGACCUGUCACAAGACAAAGUGACGCGUGUGGUGUGUUCUGGUCCUGAAGCAACUGCUGGACGACGACUAUGUCAGCGGAUCAUGGGUUGUUUCACUCAUUUUCUCGAGUCAAAUCCGGCUAUUGAUGAGUUGCGAAAAAGCGUUUAUCAGAUGAUUUUCGCCUUUGUCACACGACCAGAUUCGUUGCAAGCACUGAACAAGGCAGCAGCAAAAAUCUCGGUAAUGAUCAAAAAAGUAAAACACUAUGUGUUAUUGUUGAUGCUGUCUUUACGUUGCCAUUUAAGGAAUCAAUUACGUGGCAUUUGCAAUGCAUCGGCACUGUUUCGUCAAUACGGUAAUGGACUGAUCGAAGGCGAAUGUCCGACGGUGGACGGUGUGGUGCCGGCCAUCAAACAAAUUACUCAUGCACUUGAGGAAGAGUUUGAUGGCACUUACAUCCAGGCGACAGCGCUCAAUCCUCAGCUUGCUGUGCUUCUCACAGAGCAACAGCUAUCGUAUGCGAGGUCAGCGAUCGAGCAGGAGCUACACUCACGCCAGCCAGCACCCACAUCGUCGCUUACCAUGGACGCUCUUCUGGCGUCAGUUCUGUCGUCGUCACCGGAUUCCUUGCCGUUGUACACGGAUCUGCUCCAGCAAGCUCAACGAUUGCAACAGGAACGUAACGCUCAGCCGAUGCGCGACCGAAUCACAGAAGCUGCGCUGUCGUCGUACUUUGACGAACUGCUCAGCGGGUCAACUGCCGAAGCCCUUCUGCCCUUCUGUCGCCACUGCGUUCAUUUGGCAAUCCUCUUCAAACACCACUAG